Molecule: messenger RNA, 2515 nt
Organism: Dufourea novaeangliae
Lineage: Eukaryota; Metazoa; Arthropoda; Insecta; Hymenoptera; Halictidae
Gene: Slob
Product: slowpoke-binding protein
Exons: 8
Coding region: 850-2322 (490 amino acids)
Biological process (GO): protein phosphorylation
Cellular component (GO): cytoplasm
Molecular function (GO): ATP binding; protein serine/threonine kinase activity
Source: RefSeq, a predicted model, not a curated record
AAUGUGUGUCAGGCCGGGCUGGGUUCCAGGCGACGGCAACGAGAGUCACAGAGUGACGGCGGUGGCCCCCAGUGUUCGUCGGUGGUUCGGUCGGGUCAGGCGGUUAGGUGGUCGCGUUGGCGUGGGUGGCGCGCGCGCGCGCAUAUAUGUUCGUCUCGUAGUGUCAUUGUGCCGAUCAACGCACUCUAGCAUUCUAAGCCCCAAAUUUUUAUUUAUCCCUAUAUCGUACUUUUUUCCCCGUACACACACAGCCUAUCAGAUCGCCUAGACCCGAAAGGGUAGCUGAUAUUUCGGCAGCUUCUUCCACCGAGGGCAAUAUGACACAAGGAACCGUCGGUUGAAUGCUGCUGGUGGUUACACGUUUACGCGCGGUCGCGUUUCACUUUCGUUGAUAUAAUAGACGGGCACCGAAAGGAGGGCAACGGAACGAACGAUCGAAAGAAUAAAAAAAAAAGGAAGAAAACUACGUGAACUGGACCAUUGAUAUGUGGACGCAAGGCGUAGGCAUUGUACCAGGAUCCGGCGCGACAAACGUCCAAUAAAAACGGGUAUCAAUGCAUGCCACAGACUCAUUCGACGUUUCACUGUCACCGUAAACAGACGCCUGAGAGAAAGAUGACUAAAGGGAGGAGAGGGUAAGGUGUAAAGUUUUCCUUUCAGCAGCCGUUCGUCGAAAGGGCACGCAGAACCUGUGCGCCUAGCCCGGAAGUUCUGUGCGACAAGUAAGUUCCGGAAGCACAACUCCGGAAAACAAGGGGAGCAACCAGAAGGUUUCUUCUUCUUCGGACGAUUAGGGGGGGGGGGAUAGGAUUGCGUAUUCCAGGAUCACGUACCCGAGACGAGAAAAACAUGUUCAAUCUUUAUCAGAACCUGAACAAACGCGAUGACGAUCACAAGGAAUCGGAUGUCACCGGGCACGAUCGGUUCUGGCAGGAACGUCCGCGUACGCGGCGAAAACGUCGCGCUGUUAACCGUCGAACCCAGAGCGCCAUCGAGCUGGACUCCGAGGCUAUGGUGUCCGCUCGUGGGACGCUACGUCGCGGAAGGAGCGCAAGCAUCGAGGACGAGGACAGCGACGAUGAGAAGGGCUAUCAGCUGACCAAUAAAAUCGACAAUCUAGCCAAAAUAUUGUUCAAUCGCGUGUCCGCCGCACGAGGUUGCAAAGAAACUGACGUCAGAAAUGGGAGGCAUAGUUACACGGCAUUGGACCACGGGCCGUCGGUCUGCGAGGACGUUGGCGAGUACAUGGAGAUGGAGAAAAGAUCACGAGACCGUGCUUUAUCAAUUUGCCAAGCUUACAUCCGAAGAACGCCGCGCUAUAGUCUGGUGAAGCAGCUGAAUAAUCUCGGCUCGAGAGUGGACAAACAUUGGUUCGCGGUGAGGGACACUUCCCUGAAGACCGAUCGGUUGAUCACGUUGGCCCCGUUGAACAGAAAUUGCCCGUUGACUGUCUCACCACUGACAAAGAAUAUUCUGAACGACCUGUUCUUGGCCUUGCAGCAUCCGUACAUAUGCCCCGUGUUCGACAUUGAUUUCCUCGAGUACGAAGACGAGAAUUACGUGAUCGUUGUUCAACCGAUCAGCCAGGGCAGCCUGAAGGACUUGAUAUACGGGAUAGAGAGAACCGGCUGGAACGAGGAUUGGGGCCAAAAGUACGGUUCACGAGGCAAAGGACUCCCGUUGCCGCAGAUACAACAAAUGGGACGCCAAGUGUUAGAGGCGUUGAUCUUUUUGAAGGAACGGGAAUUCCCGAUGGUGAUGCAUCUACACUCGGGGAACGUACUCGUGCAGAACGGUGUCGCGAGGCUCGCGGGCCUCGAGAACACCCUUCUCGGUUUCACCAGCCGUAUACAUCCUGUGAUCACAUCGCGUGUCUCGCAGACCACCUCUGUCGACAUGAUAUCGUUCGGUCAUAUGCUAUUUGAAAUGUGCGCUGGUUACGAAUUACGAUCGUUUAAACCGAAUUCCAUGCAUCUCUCGGAUCUUGAAAUGUAUCCACAAGUGAUCGAGUUAUUGAAAUUUCUGUUCGCUGAACCGUGUAAUCGGCGAAAAAACAUUGAAGAGCUUCUCGUUCACGAUCUGUUCAGAAACAUCGAUCUUCGUGAAAUGCGCAGCGCUCCAGUCACGAUAUUCCGACCAACGUUAACACCGUCGAUCGCAAACUUACUCGACGGCAUUAAACGACAAAACGUGAACAAAAGAGUCACGAGCUUGGACGACAUCGUCGAUGUCGACACUUUGUCGCUGCAUAGACCGGACACCGUUUGCGAACAUUCGUUGCUCGACGAGAUCUAUAACGAGCUAUCGAACACGGCCGUAUAAUUGUUUAAUGGACUCUGGGAACAAAGUUUCUUACGAAGACACACGACCACCGUUCACGAGUAAUAUCUUUAUUUACUCGCGUCGUUCUGUACCAAGUGCCAAAAUAUCGUUUCAGCUUCUUUCCAAUCUGGGCGUCGAUGCUAUUGUAUUUACUGAAAAAGAAAUAAAAGAAAAAAAUGUGGAGAAACUAAUA